Eruca vesicaria subsp. sativa (arugula) is the source of this 2276-nucleotide messenger RNA. Lineage: Eukaryota; Viridiplantae; Streptophyta; Magnoliopsida; Brassicales; Brassicaceae. The record is from the annotation of a GenBank genome assembly.
AUGGAGUCUUCCGUCGCUCCGCUUCCUCAGAGACGGUCGCAUCGAAGUUAUCGAGCAGUGCUUAAUCACCUGUGCUCGAGUUUCGAGAAUAGCCAAAUAUCUCUCGCCACACCGGCUGUUCUCCAGGGCCUCCUCCUCUCUAGAACAACAGAAAUCCCUAAAGUAUCUCCGCUUCCCGAGAGUUCACUGAUCCUUGAGCCAACAUCCUCCUCCCAUGGAGUUUCAAACGUAGAAAUGGUUUCACUGCAAAAUAAUCUUAUGCUUAUAGGAGGAGAUGAUGUUUUCGACGGAAUUGAGUUGCAAGAUGAUGAUGAUGCUUCUGUUGUUCGUAGCCAACACAAGGAUUUUUUCGAUGAGUUUGAGCUCAUCAUUAAUGGCAAUGCAGACUUUGCUCCUCAGAAUACUCUCUGUGAGGCAUUGGAUGUGAAUGACUAUGAUGAUGAUGGUAUGUCCAAACAAGCCAUUCAUCUCCUUCCUAUUGUUGUAGAGAAGCCUAGUGUUGCAGUUGAUGAAUUAAAGGUAGAUUUGGUAGAAGAUGACGAGAAGAUGGUUUCUGGAAUUGUUAGGAGUAAGGCAGAGGAACUUCCCAAAUUAGUUGAAUUCUUGGAGACUAGUAAUGAUCAAGAGAUGCGACCUGUUACUACUACUACUACUAGUCAGCUUUUGACAGAUUCCAUUCUUCAGAUGGUUCAUGAUGAUGAUGAUGAUGUUGAAGAAGGAGAGAUAUCUGGUGGGGAUGAUGAUGGUGGUGAUAAUAUGCUUUUAGGAGAUGGUUUUCCAGUGGAGAGGCAGGAGGAGGAAACGCAUGUCUCACAAGAGGUAUUGAAUAAAAGAAGACAAGGGACUACUUGUUCUGGUUUUGAGGUACAAAAUGGUGAAAAGAAGAAUGUUCUAACUUCCGAAAACCAAGAACAGAUGGCUUCUCAAACUUCAAUUAAGAAAAAAUCUGUGCCUUCUAAAGAAGCAAAAGCUAGAAAGAAGGCAAAAGCUCGGAAGAAAAGAGCUCAGGAGCGUAUAGCACUUGGUGUGAAGAAGUUGAAACUCAAAACAGUUGCGCCCAAACCUAUACCUAUCAAAUACUGUCGACACUAUCUCAAGGGACGCUGCUUUGAGGGAAAAGACUGCAAAUUUUCACACGAUACAAUUCCGGAAACCAAAUCUUUGCCGUGCUGCUACUUUGCAACUCAGUCAUGUAUGAAAGGAGAUGAUUGUCCGUACGACCAUGAUCUGUCCAAAUACCCUUGCAAAAAUUUCAUGACCAAUGGUUUCUGCCACAGGGGUGAUAAGUGUCUGUUUUCCCACAAGGGUACUCCACAAGCUGCUUCAGAUCCACCGGGUGUGAAUGUAACAACCUCAUCAAGUAACAUAGCUGCAGCAUCUCUCUCGCCUCAGAAAUCAAACAAACAAACCGUGAGACAGGCGAUAGCCAGAUUACCGGCGAUUCAAGCAAGAGUUUCAAGCUCAGCUGCGUUUUUGUAUCCCUCUAAUCAAAAAAGCUCAACUGAUGCAUCAUCAUCUUCAAAGCUCAAUGAACAUGCAACACCUCCUCCUUUGAGAAAGCCAUCUGUUACUCCAAAGGGUAUGAGUUUUCUCUCUUUAGACAAACCCGCAAAAGAAGAGGAGGUUACCGUCAUCAAACCUUCUGAUCUUGGGUCCCAGCGAAACACACAGAACUCUGAUUUUCUGAGCUUGAAGCAGUCGCAACAGAGUAUCUCCUCCGUGCCUCUGGUGGCUCCAAAAGGAAUCAGUUUCCUAUCAUCUGCAUCGGAAGAACCAGCAAGUAGUAGAAAUCUCAAGACAACGCCUAACUUACACAUUCAAAGUUCUCUACACUCUGCCAUGAAACUCGCUGCAGGAUUCGAAUCAAUUAAAGUUGAGAGACGUGCAAAUGGUCCCGGAGAAGCUGUUGUAAACAAGGGGGAGAACAACGUUGCAGUUAACACGAGCGUAACCAGAAACUCAGGGAACAUAUCGUCAAAGAUCCUCGACUUCUUGUCUAGCUUCAGCCACGGCAAAAACUGAUUCUUUAUUUAUUUGGUUUCUCUUUGAGAUGAAAGAAAGAAAGAAAAAGCUAAACUCAGUGUCCAGUGCACUCAGGUAAUGUAAUUUUGUUCCAGCUUAAUACUAAAAUUAUAAGAUCUUUAUGUUUCUUGCUAACCACCUUUAGACUUCAUAUUUUCUCAAGGUUUGAAGCUGAAUCAUGCGCAGUAGUGUUUAUUUUAUGAAAUAUAUUUUGCUAUUGAUGAUGAUCAGUAAUAUACACGUUACAAUAAUUC